Messenger RNA from Pieris rapae (cabbage white), 867 nucleotides. Its product is annotated as transmembrane protein 186. The record is from RefSeq and is a predicted model, not a curated record. The transcript has 2 exons. Lineage: Eukaryota; Metazoa; Arthropoda; Insecta; Lepidoptera; Pieridae. Bases 87 to 626 code for a protein of 179 amino acids. Gene Ontology annotation, cellular component: mitochondrion.
UGAUAGAUAGGUAUUUUCAUUAAAAUAAACAGAUAUUUAGAAGUAAGGACUAAGGAAUGUGCGAAAACUAAAACGACAAUAGAAUAAUGUUUUUCCCGAAACAUUUAAACACAAUUAAAAGAUUAUUAACAACAGUUACUAAAAAUGUCGCUAAACCCCAUGAAAAAUUUGACCAUGUAUUUUCUUUUCCCUCUGUAGGCUAUUUCGCUUUAUUGAAUAGACUAAAGAUAUAUCAUGCUUUCGGUUCUUGUAUAGUUUUACCAAGCGUUGGAUUAAUGGAAUAUUUAUCUGUAAUGCCCGAACAUAGUUUUCUUGCAGGAAGUUACAUAGGUGUAACGGGCGGGAUUGUGCUUUCUGCAGUAACAUAUCCAUUUAGAAACCUAAUAGGACACAUAUACAUAAGUGAAGAUAACAGCUUAAUUAAAAUAUCAUCUGUAGACUUUUAUGGGAAAAGAAUAGAUAAAAUUAUUAAUGCAGAGGAAUGGAUACCAUUGCUAGAAAUGCCACCAAAAACUAGUGAUGCAUUUUAUUUAUCACCACAAUUGACCGAUGGCACAAAGUAUAAAUUGUUAAUAAAAUUUGGCACUAUUAAGAAUGCCAAGAAAAUGGGUCAAGUUUUAGAAUGAUUCUUUAAUUAUGAUGCUCUAACUUGUGGUGCUAUUGCUCUCAAUAUUUUAUAUGAAUCUGUGUAUUGCUAUAUAAACAAUGUUGUAUUACUGUUAUAGAUGUGUAAACCUGAAAAAUUUAUGAUGGACCCAACUUGUAAUCUAAAAUUUAAUUGUUAUAAUAUUAAUCCUGUAUAACUUUUUCCUGCAAGAUUUAGCUUCAUAGGUAACUAGUCAAAAAAUAUAUUGGUAUUAAAAGAAA